Messenger RNA from Colletotrichum abscissum, 1707 nucleotides. RefSeq names its product carboxylesterase. The record is from RefSeq and is a predicted model, not a curated record. The transcript is spliced from 2 exons. Bases 1 to 1707 code for a protein of 568 amino acids. Lineage: Eukaryota; Fungi; Ascomycota; Sordariomycetes; Glomerellales; Glomerellaceae.
AUGCGUUCCCACGCGUUUAGAGUUCUUCUGGCGUUUUCGUCGUGCUUGGGCGUGUCCGAGUCCUCCUCGCCCGCCUAUUGGGGUCCUCGUCCCAAGCCCACGCCGCCUGGACCUCCUGCGGUGCACCUCUCAGACGGGACCUACGUCGGAGUGCGGAACCAGCAGUAUGCGCAGGACCUCUUCCUUGGUAUCCCGUAUGCACAACCCCCCGUUGGCCCUCUCCGGUUCGCUGCUCCUCAACCGCUCAACGAGACGUUCGAGGGGACUCGAUCAGCUUCCGAAUAUGGCUGGAUGUGCAUAGGGUAUGGCUCCGAUACUGCCAACUUGGGAAACCCCGUUUCGGAGGACUGCUUGACCAUCAACGUCGUGCGUCCGGCCGGUGUCCCGCCAGGAGAUGAUCUGCCUGUUGGCGUUUGGGUUCACGGCGGCAGUUAUGUAAACGGAGGCUCGCGCGACCCGAGGUACAACCUCAGCUACAUUGUCGACCAAUCCGUCAAGGAGGGAAAGCCUAUUGUGGCUGCAUCCAUCAACUACCGUGUUUCGUAUUGGGGCUUCCUCUUUAGCAACGAGCUGCAAAACGCCGGUGCUGGCAACAUUGGUCUCCGCGACCAGCGCCUCUCGUUGGAAUGGCUCCAGCAGAACAUUGGCGCCUUUGGCGGUAGCCCUGACAAAGUCACCAUCUGGGGAGAGUCUGCGGGUGCUCGUUCCUUGGGCAUGCAGCUCGUCGCCUACGAUGGUCAAUACAACAGCCUGUUCCGCAGCGCCAUCCUCGAGAGUGGCAGUCCCAUCGCGAGGUUUGCCGACGCCGACGACUGGCAGCCGUGGUUCAAUGCUCUCGUCGACAAGACGGGUUGUACCGAUGCCGCUGACAAGCUGAGCUGCUUGCGAGGCCUUCCCUGGCAGACUAUCAACGCCAUCUACAACGGCACCAACCCCUUGAGCGUAACGCCGCCUACCAUCAGCGCUGUGGUUGACGGCGACUUCAUCACUGCCCAGGGAUCCGAGCUCUUGGCUGCGGACAAGUUCGCACAUGUUCCUCUUUUGCUCGGCAACAACUUCGAUGAGGGCACCGCGUAUGCAAAGCAGGGCAUCAACACCACUGAGCAGUUCCAGGCCUGGCUUACUGCCCUUCAGCUGGACAGCGAACAGGUGGCCGCCAUCUCGGAGCUUUACCCCGACGAUCCCGAUGUUGGAAUCCCCGUCUCUCAGGUUGGCCGACCUGCGGCGUACCCAUUCGGCCUUCAGUGGAAGCGGGCAGCUGCCUUUGCCGGCGACUACCAACAGCACAGCGGCCGCAGGCUCCUGGCCAGCACCUACGCUGGCGCCGGACUGUCCGUUUACUCUUACCUGUGGAACGUCUAUGUCAACGGCAUCGCGGCCGUCUACGGAGCGACCCAUUUCCAAGAGGUCGCGUUCGUGUUCAACAACGUGAACGGAGUGGGAUAUGCUACCAACCCCUUUGCAGGAAAGCCAGAGACCUUUGUCGAGCUGGCGGACCUCAUGAGUAAGAUGUGGGUUGCGUUCAUCCACGACACCGACCCCAAUGUCUGCAGCGGCCCCAAGACAGGUCCUACGUGGCCAUUGUACACGGUGGAUGAGCCUAACAACAUCGUCUUUGAUGUAAACCGUACGGGUCUGGCCUUUGUUGAAGAGGACAACUACAGGGCGACAGAGAUCGAGUAUCUCUUGGAAAACGUCUUUGUGUAA